GGCUGGGGCUGGGGCUGCGACUGCUCGGAGCCAGGCCCGUGGGGCCGCAGGAUGGGCUGAGGCAGCGGCGGCGGCUGCCCUGACCAGAACUAGAAACCAGUCUUGAAAAUGGAGAUGUAUGAAACUCUUGGAAAAGUGGGAGAGGGAAGUUAUGGAACAGUCAUGAAGUGUAAACAUAAGGAUACUGGGCAGAUAGUGGCCAUUAAGAUAUUUUAUGAAAAACCGGAAAAAUCUGUCAACAAAAUUGCAAUGAGAGAAAUAAAGUUUCUAAAGCAAUUUCGUCAUGAAAACCUGGUCAAUCUGAUUGAAGUAUUUAGACAGAAAAAGAAAAUUCAUUUGGUAUUUGAAUUUAUUGAUCACACAGUUUUAGAUGAAUUACAGCAUUAUUGUCAUGGACUUGAGAGUAAACGACUAAGAAAAUAUCUCUUCCAGAUCCUUCGAGCAAUUGAAUAUCUUCACAACAAUAAUAUUAUUCAUCGAGAUAUAAAACCUGAGAAUAUUUUAGUAUCUCAGUCUGGAAUUACUAAACUCUGUGAUUUUGGUUUUGCUCGGACAUUAGCAGCCCCUGGGGACAUUUAUACAGACUAUGUAGCUACCCGCUGGUAUAGAGCUCCUGAGUUAGUAUUAAAAGAUACUACUUAUGGAAAGCCUGUGGACAUUUGGGCUUUAGGCUGCAUGAUCAUUGAGAUGGCCACUGGGAACCCCUAUCUUCCCAGCAGCUCUGACUUGGAUUUGCUCCAUAAAAUUGUGAUAAAAGUAGGCAAUUUGACACCUCACUUGCAGAAUGUUUUUUCCAGGAGUCCCAUUUUUGCUGGGGUAGUUCUUCCUCAAGUUCAGCACCCUAAAAAUGCAAGAAAAAAGUAUCCAAAGCUAAAUGGAUUACUGGCAGACAUAGUCCACGCUUGUUUGCAAAUUGAUCCUGCUGAAAGGGUGUCAUCUACAGAUCUUCUGAACCAUGACUAUUUUACUAGAGAUGGGUUUAUUGAAAGAUUUAUACCAGAACUGAAGGCUAAGUUACUACAAGAAGCAAAAGUCAAUUCAUUCUUAAAGCCCAAAGAGAAUUCUAAAGAAAGUGAACACACUAAAGAAGACAGAAAAACAGCCCAUGGAAAUACAUUGCCAAGUAGUUCAACUAUAGGAAAGGAUGGGGACAAGGACAAAAAGGCCAAGGAGAUAAAAGUCAGAGUUUAUAAAGUAAAAGGAGGGAAAGGAGACAUUUCUGAAAGUAAAAAGAUAGACCAUGAAGGUGGACAUUGCCAACGGGACACUUCGGAAAUUUUUCACACUCUUUCUCAAGAUAGCAAACCUGCAACAACAGAAUCAUCUAUCCCUGAAAAUCUCAACACUGAUUGUAAUAACAUGAAGGAAGAUGCCCAUGCUAGUGGGUGUAUGACCAUGCCACCCAUCAAUCCAAAUAGCAGUAAUUUGACUGCUGCAAAUCCUAACUCACAUUUCACCCACACAAAUACAAGGUGGUCAUCUGAAAAAGCUAAAAAGAGAAGGACUUCCUCACAGUCUCUUAUACAAUCUGUGUCUAACAACAAGCAAGAGGAUGCAGGCCCUGUUCAAAAUCAAACAGAGAAGGGCAUACUUCAUGAGCGAACAGCUCAAAAUGACCAAAUAGCAAAUGGGAACAAAAGGAAACUAAAUCUUUUAAGGAAUGACAAGAAAGAGAUACAUUUCCCAGAGCUGCCUUUCACAAUACAAUCAAAGGAGAUGAAAGGAAUGGAAGUUAAACAGAUAAAGGUGCUGAAGAGGGAACCAAAGAAAACUGAUACAUCUAAAAUACCAACUUUACUUAAUGUGGAUCAAAAUCAGGAAAAACCAGAGAAUACAGGAAUUGCACAAACUAAAAGGAAGAAGAACCUGCCAGAUGUAGAGUAG
Trichosurus vulpecula (common brushtail) is the source of this 1884-nucleotide messenger RNA. RefSeq names its product cyclin dependent kinase like 3 (gene CDKL3). Bases 109 to 1884 code for a protein of 591 amino acids. Gene Ontology annotation, cellular component: nucleus. The transcript is spliced from 13 exons. Gene Ontology annotation, biological process: positive regulation of dendrite morphogenesis; protein phosphorylation; negative regulation of axon extension. The record is from RefSeq and is a predicted model, not a curated record. Lineage: Eukaryota; Metazoa; Chordata; Mammalia; Diprotodontia; Phalangeridae. Gene Ontology annotation, molecular function: ATP binding; cyclin-dependent protein serine/threonine kinase activity.